GUUCGACAUUACAAAUCUAUUACCUCCUCGAACGCUUAAUCAAUCUUUUUGCGUUCGACAUUGCAGAUCUUUCUGAUUUUCUCAAUCUGCUCCGCGUUCGGUAUUACAUUUGCGAGCGCUCCGAGCGGGCUCGAUCUCCUCCGGAUAAUUUGAAGGAGCUUAUCGAGCUCCAACGAAAAAAAGGCGGGAAAUUUGUUUGAGUUUGUCGAUCCGGUCGAUUUAUGGCAAUAAUAUAACCUCAAAUGUGAACUAAAGCCGGGAAUAAUAUGUGGCCGGGACUUAAAGCAGAUCCAUAGCAGAUCAAAGUUUGGUUUUUACAUUAUAACUGCAUAUAAAUAAUUACUUAUACGAGAUUUUAAUACCACGGUGAAACGCUUUUUUCUUAACUUAGAUUCAUAGAUAAAAAUGGAGGAAGCUGUAGUAUCCGUGAUUGAAAUUCUGGAUGAAAAUACAGAGAUACAUAAAAUAAACAAUGAAACAUAUAUUUUCAAUAAAAAAGAAAGUACCUAUGAACCUAUAAAUUUGCAAUAUGAAGAUAUAGAAGCUAAUAACUCAACUUUAGAACUCCUCGAUAAAAAAAGUCCUCUUUCGCCAACUGAUUCAAGUUGUUCUACAAAUUCAAUACAAGAAUGUAAGAGAUUGUGGACCAGAGAUUUAACUCUAUAUUUCAUCAAUUUAGUUAGUGAAAGAGAUGAACAGUUUCAAACCUGUGUAAAAAAACAUAUUUGGACAAAAAUUUCUUCCCAACUUAACGAGGAACAUGGAACUACCUUAACUUGGCAGCAAUGUGAAACCAAAUGGAAAGGACUGACAAAAAUAUAUCGUGAAAUUGUAGAUCACAAUAAUACUUCAGGCAAGCAAAGAAGAAAGUGGGAGUUCUUUGAUGCAAUGCAUGCUGUUCUCUUCAAGAAACCAGAAAUAUUGCCAGUUGCUACUUGCAGCAGCAGCUCUGGAUUGCAAGUAAAUAAGUCAGGAGAAAAGAUAUUCAAGAAGAGUGCUACUGAUAAUGAAGAAGAUAAAAAUGAGGAGACACUACAAGAUUCUAAUUUUGUUAAAAAGAGAAAAUCUUCGGCCAGGUCUAACAGCAUAGAGAGGAGACAUAAAGAAAAAAUGAUGAGACAGGAUUGUUUUAAUAACCUAUUUCAAAAAUAUAUUGAUAUAUUACAGAGCCAACAAAGCAAUAGAAAGCAAGAAUAAAAUAAUUUGUUUACAUUUUAAUAAGUAUUUAUAUUUUUGUACAUUUUGUAUGUAUAUGUUUGUAUUU
Molecule: messenger RNA, 1264 nt
Organism: Sitophilus oryzae (rice weevil)
Lineage: Eukaryota; Metazoa; Arthropoda; Insecta; Coleoptera; Curculionidae
Exons: 2
Coding region: 406-1197 (263 amino acids)
Source: RefSeq, a predicted model, not a curated record